This is a messenger RNA of Pyrus x bretschneideri (Chinese white pear), 1265 nucleotides long. Its product is annotated as ricin B-like lectin EULS3. Bases 18 to 977 code for a protein of 319 amino acids. NCBI's taxonomy places the organism in Eukaryota, Viridiplantae, Streptophyta, Magnoliopsida, Rosales, Rosaceae. The transcript is spliced from 4 exons. The record is from RefSeq and is a predicted model, not a curated record.
AAUCAGAGCAUUGAGCAAUGGAAUUCCCAAAUCAAAGAAACCACCAUCACCGUCAUCAUGAUCAGAGGGGCGAGGAAGAAAGAGAGAAUUACCCACCACCGGGAUCUAGGCUGUCUCCUUUUGAUCAACCUCCACCUCCUCCAAGACCUUCCUACUAUGGAGAGGAUCAACAUCCACCACCACCACGUUCCUACUACAGAGAAGAUCAACCACCACCGGAUUCACACUACGAAGCAGAUAGACCACCACUGACCCGUGUGAGCCAUGUGUCCCACUCUUCCCAUGGUUUUGCACCUCCAAGUCCACCCUCCCAACCCCAAGGCUUUCUCCACCACCCACCACCAGUGCAGAAUUACAACUACCCAUCGUCACAAGCUACUCCAAGUCCACCGCCUGUUACCGUGCACCAUGUUGCUCACCAAGUUCACCAUGAAUCCCCUGCUACUCAGUUUGGAACUGAAACCCGUCAGACUUCUCAUUUGCCCUCUUCCUCUCCCAAAAACUCUUACCUCUCGAACAAGCCCACUUUCAGAAUCUUCUCAAAGGCCGAUCCCAAUUUCUCUCUCAGCAUCAGAGAGGGCAAGGUCAUUCUUGCCCGAUCCCAACCAACCGAUGACUUCCAGCGGUGGUACAAAGACGAGAAGUACAGUACACAGGUGAAGGACGAAGAGCGCUUCCCUUCCUUUGCUCUCAUCAACAAAGCCGCUGGCCACGCCCUGAAGCAUUCCAUCGGAGCCACUCAGCCUGUGCAGUUGAGGCCUUAUAAUCCCGAUGAUCUUGAUGAGUCUCUACUGUGGACUGAGAGUGCAGACUUAGGUGACGGUUUCAGAACUGUUAGGAUGGUUAAUAACAUUCACCUUAAUCUGGAUGCUUAUCAUGGUGACAAGAAAUCUGGGGGUGUUCAUGAUGGCACUACCAUAGUUCUGUGGAAUAAAAAUAAAGGAGAUAACCAGAGAUGGAAGAUUGUACCCAACUGAUCCUUUUGCAGUAAUGCUGCUAUGAGUUAUUGCAACAUCACGUGCUUAAAAAAAGUGUUAAAGUUUGGAAGACUCCUAGUUCUCAUGGUGAGGUAUUUGAGUUUUAAGUUUAUCAGUGUGAAACUAUUAAUGUGUGUUUAAGUAUCAAACUGUCAACUACUACUGCUGUGGCUCAUAUUUAUAAUAUGUUAUCGAAAAUAGAGAGUUGAUUAUGUAUUUAUAAUCUAUCGAAAUAAUUAUCUACUAAUUUUCAACAAUUUGUGCAAUGCCUAAAGUUUUUCGCUGUCA